AGUUUUAAUUAGUUUCGCAACGUUUCCACAGUAGACUUAUGUACAAGAAAUCUCACGGAUAGAACUAAAACUUGGCUAUAACAUUUCAUGGUCAACUUCCAGGAGCUGAUCUUGACCCGAUUUUACCUUUUGGAACGCCUACCAACACUUGUUGCUUUCUCCAUUUCCCCAACUAAAUUUCACCUAACAAGAACGGUUCCCGAAAAAUAUGAAAAACCGAAAUCUUCGCUGUAUUGUGACCAAUUGUUAUGAUAGUGGUCAGCAGGACAGAAGCUCUAUGUUCAAGCUACCCAUGAAUCCGGUUAUCAGGCAAAAGUGGAUGGAGAACAUUGGGGUCUUCAAAGACAUAAACUUGUUUAAUAGCAGGGUGUGUAGGCGUCACUUUGAGACCCAGUGUCUUGGCAAGACCAAAGUGUUUUCCUGGGCAAUUCCCACGCUGUUUUUGGGUGGAAACGAGGUUUUGCACCAUAGUAGUAAACCAGAGAAGAAUCCCAUUAUACGCAAAUGUAGCGUCAGGGGCUGCCCAUCAAGAUCUUCAACAGAAAGACUGCACUUCUUUCCCACGGAUCCCGAGCUGCGCAAGAAGUGGAUGGAUAUAUGUCACCUAACAGUGGACAACAAGUGGCUUUUCAUUUGCGGCAGACACUUCCGCCGCAACUACCUGCCCAAUAAUAAAGGCAACCUUAAAAAGGACGCUAUUCCAGAGUUCAAUCUGGGAAUAGAAAGCGAUGAUCCCCUGGGAAUGGGCCACAAGGGUAGGAAAUCAUUUCCAAAGAGAAGAAAACCCUGUUCCAAGAGCGACGACUCUGGCAUCGAUGAGGAAAACUCCAAGGAGAGUAGGUCCCAGGAAUCCUGCUCUAGCUCCAAGGAGAGUAGGUCCCAGGAAUCCUGCUCCAACUGCCUUGACCUUAAACAACAAUUGGCAGCUGCCCUCCUUAAAAUUCAGCAGCUUGAGGAGGGACAACAGGCUGCAACAGAUAGCGACGAGGAAGAAGAGCUCAUUUUCAUGCUAAUGAAGUAGCCUUAAAGUACCUUUAUUC
Messenger RNA from Drosophila subpulchrella, 1040 nucleotides. RefSeq lists its product as uncharacterized. The record is from RefSeq and is a predicted model, not a curated record. Bases 209 to 1021 code for a protein of 270 amino acids. The transcript has 2 exons. Gene Ontology annotation, molecular function: sequence-specific DNA binding. Lineage: Eukaryota; Metazoa; Arthropoda; Insecta; Diptera; Drosophilidae.